CCUCCUCCCUCUCCUCCCCCACCUCCUGUCCCAUUGAUGUGUUAUUAUUGGGGGGGCUGGAGCAGUAAAAAAAGAAGAAGGAAAAAAAGAGCGGGGCUCUGCUGGCAGAGGUUGAGCGCCGGGCUGACGUGUGGCGGCAAUGGAAGAACUUACGGCGUUCGUCUCCAAGUCUUUUGACCAGAAAGUGAAGGAGAAGAAGGAGGCGAUCACGUACCGGGAGGUGCUGGAGAGCGCGCCGCUGCGCGGGGCCAAGGAGCCGACCGGCUGCACCGAGGCGGGCCGCGACGACCGCAGCAGCCCGGCAGUCCGGGCGGCCGGCGGAGGCGGCGGCGGAGGAGGCGGAGGCGGAGGCGGAGGAGGCGGAGGAGGUGUAGGAGGAGGAGGAGCAGGCGGAGGAGCUGGAGGAGGGCGCUCUCCCGUCCGGGAGCUGGACAUGGGCGCCGCCGAGAGAAGCAGGGAGCCGGGCAGCCCGCGACUGACGGAGGGUAGAAGGAAGCCAACGGAAGCUAAGGUCCAGGCUACGCUGCUUCUCCCGGGCGAGGCGUUUCGGUUUCUUGUGUCCCCGGAGCUGAAAGAUCGCAAAGAGGAUGCGAAAGGGAUGGAGGACGAAGGCCAGACCAAAAUCAAGCAGAGGCGAAGUCGGACCAAUUUCACCCUGGAACAACUCAAUGAGCUGGAGAGGCUUUUUGACGAGACCCACUAUCCCGACGCCUUCAUGCGAGAGGAACUGAGCCAGCGACUGGGCCUGUCGGAGGCCAGAGUGCAGGUUUGGUUUCAAAAUCGAAGAGCUAAAUGUAGAAAACAAGAAAAUCAACUCCAUAAAGGUGUUCUCAUAGGGGCCGCCAGCCAGUUUGAAGCUUGUAGAGUAGCACCCUAUGUCAACGUAGGUGCUUUAAGGAUGCCAUUUCAGCAGGAUAGUCAUUGCAACGUGACGCCCUUGUCCUUUCAGGUUCAGGCGCAGCUGCAGCUGGACAGCGCUGUGGCGCACGCGCACCACCACCUGCAUCCGCACCUGGCCGCGCACGCGCCCUACAUGAUGUUCCCAGCGCCGCCCUUCGGACUGCCGCUCGCCACGCUGGCCGCCGAUUCGGCUUCCGCCGCCUCGGUAGUGGCGGCCGCAGCAGCUGCCAAGACCACCAGCAAGAACUCCAGCAUCGCCGAUCUCAGACUGAAAGCCAAAAAGCACGCCGCAGCCCUAGGUCUGUGACGCCAACGCCAGCACCAAUGUCGCGCCUGCUCCGCAGCACUCAGCCUGCACGCCCUCCGCGCCCCGCUGCUUCUCCGUUACCCCUUUGAGACCUCGGGAGCCGGCCCUCUUCCCGCCUCACUGACCAUCCCUUGUCCCCUUUCGCAUCUUGGACUCAGAGAGCCAGACUCCACGCAGGACCAGGGAUCUCACGAGGCACGCAGGCUCCGUGGCUCCUGCCCGUUUUCCUACCCGAGGGCCUAGAAUUCGGUUUUGUAGGAGCGGGUUUAGGGGAGUCUGGAGAGAGAUUGGACAGGGGAGUGCUGGAACCGCGGAGUUUGGCUCACCGCAAAGCUGCAACGAUGGACUCUUGCAUAGAAAAAAAAUCUUGUUAACAAUAAAAAAUGAGCAAACAAAAAAAUCGAAAGACAAACCGGAGAGAAAACGAGAAAGGGAACUUAUUUCUUAUUGCUAUUUGGCAGAAGCUGAAAUUGGAGAACCAAGGAGCAAAAACAAAUUUUAAAAUUAAAGUAUUUUAUACAUUUAAAAAUAUGGAAAAACAACCCAGACGAAUCUCGAGAGACUGUGGGGGAGUUACCAACUUAAAUGUGUGUUUUUAAAAAUGCGCUAAGAAGGCAAAGCAGAAAGAAGAGGUAUACUUAUUUAAAAAACUAAGAUGAAAAAAGUGCGCAGCUGGGAAGUUCACAGGUUUUGAAACUGACCUUUUUCUGCGAAGUUCACGUUAAUACGAGAAAUUUGAUGAGAGAGGCGGGCCUCCUUUUACGUUGAAUCAGAUGCUUUGAGUUUAAACCCACCAUGUAUGGAAGAGCAA
Messenger RNA from Nomascus leucogenys (northern white-cheeked gibbon), 2018 nucleotides. RefSeq names its product SHOX homeobox 2 (gene SHOX2). Gene Ontology annotation, molecular function: DNA-binding transcription factor activity, RNA polymerase II-specific; sequence-specific double-stranded DNA binding. Lineage: Eukaryota; Metazoa; Chordata; Mammalia; Primates; Hylobatidae. Gene Ontology annotation, cellular component: nucleus. The record is from RefSeq and is a predicted model, not a curated record. Gene Ontology annotation, biological process: regulation of transcription by RNA polymerase II.